Messenger RNA from Carlito syrichta (Philippine tarsier), 3873 nucleotides. Its product is annotated as protein kinase C epsilon type. The coding region runs from base 16 to 774 and encodes 252 amino acids. The transcript is spliced from 5 exons. The record is from RefSeq and is a predicted model, not a curated record. Gene Ontology annotation, biological process: protein phosphorylation. Lineage: Eukaryota; Metazoa; Chordata; Mammalia; Primates; Tarsiidae. Gene Ontology annotation, molecular function: ATP binding; protein serine/threonine kinase activity.
CGCCUCUUUUUCGUCAUGGAAUAUGUAAACGGUGGUGACCUCAUGUUUCAGAUUCAGCGCUCCCGAAAAUUCGACGAGCCCCGUUCACGGUUCUAUGCUGCAGAGGUCACGUCGGCCCUCAUGUUCCUCCACCAGCAUGGAGUCAUCUACAGGGAUUUGAAACUGGACAACAUCCUUCUGGAUGCAGAAGGCCACUGCAAGCUGGCCGACUUCGGGAUGUGCAAGGAAGGGAUCCUGAACGGAGUGACGACCACCACAUUCUGUGGGACUCCUGACUACAUAGCGCCCGAGAUACUGCAGGAGUUGGAAUACGGCCCCUCUGUGGACUGGUGGGCCCUGGGGGUGCUGAUGUACGAAAUGAUGGCCGGUCAGCCCCCCUUUGAGGCCGACAACGAGGACGAUUUGUUUGAGUCCAUCCUCCAUGAUGACGUCCUGUACCCGGUCUGGCUCAGCAAGGAGGCUGUCAGCAUCUUGAAAGCUUUUAUGACGAAGAACCCCCACAAGCGCCUGGGCUGUGUGGCGGCGCAGAACGGGGAGGACGCCAUCAAGCAGCACCCGUUCUUCAAAGAGAUCGACUGGGUGCUCCUGGAGCAGAAGAAGAUCAAGCCCCCCUUCAAACCACGAAUUAAAACCAAAAGAGACGUCAAUAACUUUGACCAAGACUUUACCCGGGAAGAGCCGGUACUCACUCUAGUGGACGAAGCGAUUGUGAAGCAGAUCAACCAGGAAGAAUUCAAAGGCUUCUCCUACUUUGGUGAAGACCUGAUGCCCUGAGUAGCCUCUCUGGGUGGAGUUUGCUGUUGCUGCGAUCAGGGUUUCCAAGACGAUUCCUGGGUUGCAGAGGCUCAGAAGGUCUUGAACUACUCCUCUCCCCGGAGCCCCCACCCCACGUCCACUGUCUAUUUAUUGUAUCCCCCUCCCCCAGGCCACCUCCUCCCGCUCCCACCUGGUGACCAGAAGGCACUCUCGGUUCUCGUCUUACCAGUAGUAUAGACUGGUUGGGACCAGGUAGGACUGCUGUCAAGCCUGGGUCCACUCCUCAGGGGCUCCUGGCAGGGAAGCAACUUCAGUUCUUUUACCACAACAAACAACGACAAUAAAAAGGAAGCAAACAAGAAGACUCUGGCUCUGCUAUGGGACAUAGAAUCCUGACCCCUCUGCGUCUCUCUUCCCUCCUACACCCUGCCCUGGCUUGCCACCCCUGCCCUUCUGUCCAGGACAAGAGACCGGUGCUUCUUCCGCAGAGGGUGGGCACCUUCGAGGUGUGCCAUGUGAGGGAGGGAGACUGGAGAUGCACGGGCUGGCUGACUGGCUGUGUUGGUUUGUUCUGGAAUGGCUAACUCUUGCCUGCUUUGGUUCUAACUUCGGAGCAUGCCAAAGUCGUGUAAGCUUGUAUCUCGUGGAAGAAAUCCUCUUUGUGGAAAAAGAAAUGGGAUUUUGAACUCUACGAACAUUUGGAAAAUAUAGUCUCAAAUUUGCUUUCCAAUUGGCCAAGAGAUAUAAAUUCUGAUCUGAACACAGGUAGAUACUAAAGGGCUAAUUACAACGAGAAACCAGUCGUUGGAGGUUGAGGCUGUCACUACCCGAGGGCUAUAUGAAUUGAGAGAAAAGGGAACAAGUAGUGCACCUCGCUAUUAAAGCUCUACCUGAACACAAAGGCCACCGUGGCGAUGGCCAUGACCCUGGGGUUCUAGCAAAACUCAGCUCCCAAAUUCUCUUUCCAGUUUCAUCCUAAGUUCCUAGCAUAUGCGCUGUUUAUUUUCUGCAACAGUGUGUUCUUUUCUGCGCACUUGUACAAAAUGGUAGUACUACUGUGUCGUGGUUUUUAAACAUUAAACAUGUUGUAUAUGAAAUACCUGCUUUCGGAAUAAGCAGAAUGAGCUACACGUGGCUUCUGCAGAGGGGAUCGGAAGACUGAAGAGCAACUUGUUUGAAAACUGACAGCGUGGCACGAUGUACUCGGAGUGCUGUUUCUGUGUGAACUGCGGUGGAAACUCACGUGGACACUAUUUAAGGGAUGUGAUGUUACCUCCUGUAGAUAUGCUAACAGUGUUACAUUCUUUGAUUUCCAAGGGUUCUCUGUGGCUUUGUGUAUAUGUUUCCCGGAGGUCAUUUGAUUACCUAUCUUACUGAACUGAUUUUUAGCAGGAAUGGAAUCCAUUCCAACUAUUGCACGAAGAUUUCCCAGCUGCCCCUAAAUAUAUAUACUUGUGAGUGGCAAAGUGGCACCAAUGACGCUUUUUGCCUUUUGUACAUUUGAGAUUUUUGUAUAUAGUGUUUGCUGCAAGGCCUGUGGAAUUAAUUCAUUGAAUAUAGAGGUAUCAACUGCUGCAUGUUCAGGCAUAUUAUAAAACUUUAGUCUAUGAAAGAAUAAUUAUAAUAAUGACCAGGUGCAAUACUCUGUAUGUGUAUUGGUUCAAGUUACCGAGAGAUAGGUAUGUUCCUUUUCUGGGGGGAGGGAGGGGAGCUUCUUUGUAUCGUUCAUUUCAUUUUGGUUUAUUUUAAAAGAGUCAACAUGUAUUAAGCUAUAUUAAAUCUCACAUACAGUCCUCCUGAGCUCUGUUAUGCCCUGAUAGAGAUGGAGGAGAGAAAGGAAUGUUUUUGAUGGUGGUUCCAAAGCUUGGACAUUGACUGUCCUGAGCCCACGGAGAGUUUGUGUCCAUAUUUGCAUCUGACUGGUGAUAGCCUUUGUUAUUAACAAUAACAUUCAAUUCUCUUUUGUUUUUAUUUUUUUAAAAACUCAGGUGUAAUUAUUAUCUGUUCUUAUGAUAAUUGAAAAUAUUAAAUAUUAUGCUAUAUGAGUUCAUGUGUUUGGCAUACCAGUGAAAUGAUGAAGAACAUUAGAUUAAUUUAAUUUAUCUUCGGUAACUUGACGUGCUAGGGAGCGACUAUCUUCUGGAGUUGAGUACAAGCACAGAAACAUCUUCAUGGUGGCAUCAUCUCAUUUUUUAGGAAGACAUGACAAUACUGCCCGUCAUACUCAUGUGUAACUACUGCUGUCUCUUUUUCUUGUUUUCUUUUCGUCGCUAUGAACUUUGGACAACCAAGUAAGCUCUAACUGCAAUGCCAAAUGUCCUUGUCCAAGGCGUUGGUGGUGGUCACAUGGUGGCUGGGGUUGGUUGGGCCUUUCCUGCAGGACAACUGAUGAUUUUGCUGGGAAGUCAAAGAAUACAUUCCACCCAGCAGUUCUAGGCAGUCUGCCUGGCCCAGAGAGGCCCCUGUCAGCACCCAGAGCCAGGCUUGCUGGGAUACCUCCGGCUGAUGAAAUUCUCACAUAGGCUGAUUUCAGUCCAGUGUGGGUCUACAGAAAAACGCUUGUGUGUUCCUUGAGUAAUGAUUGUUUCAUUUUCAUUUUCACAAGAGUUUGGAAGCAGACACACUGUUACACUUCUGCCAAUUCUUUCUAAUCUUUCCAGCCACCCUCCCACUCUUUGUUUUUCUCAAGAAAAAUUUAAAAAUGGAAUGCAAAAAAAUGCCAAAAAUUAUAUGAAGGAUAGCAGUUUUCCUGUGUUCUCUCAUUAUGGACUUUGUGAAAUGGAAAUAUAAUUAUUCCUUCCAAAGGUGAAAAACAACGCAUUCUUGCUUUAAAAAAAAAAAAAAAAAAAAAAAGAAGGCUAAAAAAAUUACCUCUUUAAAAAUUAUGUGCAAAAUAAUUCUGGCUAAACAUAAAAACGUAUUCAGUUUUAGGGAUUUUUUUUGUAUUGUGAUGCUUUAUUUGUACAUUUUUUUUUCCUCUCUGGAUGUAAUUUUAAUCUCUUGCCAUUCAUUAGUGUUAUUUCAUUGUAAACAUUAUUGUGCCAAAUGUACUGUAUUCAAAAGGAUGUGAAUGUGUAUUGUUUGAGAACCUAAUAAAUACAAUGACGUUAAGUCUUA